AUGGCACGGCAUGAAGGUGUGUACGCGCAUGCGCAAGCGCGCAUAGCACGGCAUGAGGUGCGCGCAUGGCACGGCAUGAAGGUGCGCGCAUGGCACGGCAUGAAGCGCGCAUGGCACGGCAUGAAGGUGCGCGCAUGGCACGGCAUGAAGGUGCGCGCAUGGCACGGCAUGAAGGUGCGCGCAUGGCACGGCAUGAAGGUGCGCGCAUGGCACGGCAUGAAGGUGCGCGCAUGGCACGGCAUGAAGGUGCGCGCAUGGCACGGCAUGAAGGUGCGCGCAUGGCACGGCAUGAAGGUGCGCGCAUGGCACGGCAUGAAGGUGCGCGCAUGGCACGGCAUGAAGGUGCGCGCAUGGCACGGCAUGAAGGUGCGCGCAUGGCACGGCAUGAAGGUGCGCGCAUGGCACGGCAUGAAGGUGCGCGCAUGGCACGGCAUGAAGGUGCGCGCAUGGCACGGCAUGAAGGUGCGCGCAUGGCACGGCAUGAAGGUGCGCGCAUGGCACGGCAUGAAGGUGCGCGCAUGGCACGGCAUGAAGGUGCGCGCAUGGCACGGCAUGAAGGUGCGCGCAUGGCACGGCAUGAAGGUGCGCGCAUGGCACGGCAUGAAGGUGCGCGCAUGGCACGGCAUGAAGGUGCGCGCAUGGCACGGCAUGAAGGUGCGCGCAUGGCACGGCAUGAAGGUGCGCGCAUGGCACGGCAUGAAGGUGCGCGCAUGGCACGGCAUGAAGGUGCGCGCAUGGCACGGCAUGAAGGUGCGCGCAUGGCACGGCAUGAAGGUGCGCGCAUGGCACGGCAUGAAGGUGCGCGCAUGGCACGGCAUGAAGGUGCGCGCAUGGCACGGCAUGAAGGUGCGCGCAUGGCACGGCAUGAAGGUGCGCGCAUGGCACGGCAUGAAGGUGCGCGCAUGGCACGGCAUGAAGGUGCGCGCAUGGCACGGCAUGAAGGUGCGCGCAUGGCACGGCAUGAAGGUGCGCGCAUGGCACGGCAUGAAGGUGCGCGCAUGGCACGGCAUGAAGGUGCGCGCAUGGCACGGCAUGAAGGUGCGCGCAUGGCACGGCAUGAAGGUGCGCGCAUGGCACGGCAUGAAGGUGCGCGCAUGGCACGGCAUGAAGGUGCGCGCAUGGCACGGCAUGAAGGUGCGCGCAUGGCACGGCAUGAAGGUGGUACGCGCAUGGCACGGCAUGAAGGUGCGCGCAUGGCACGGCAUGAAGGUGCGCGCAUGGCACGGCAUGAAGGUGCGCGCAUGGCACGGCAUGAAGGUGCGCGCAUGGCACGGCAUGAAGGUGCGCGCAUGGCACGGCAUGAAGGUGCGCGCAUGGCACGGCAUGAAGGUGCGCGCAUGGCACGGCAUGAAGGUGCGCGCAUGGCACGGCAUGAAGGUGCGCGCAUGGCACGGCAUGAAGGUGCGCGCAUGGCACGGCAUGAAGGUGCGCGCAUGGCACGGCAUGAAGGUGCGCGCAUGGCACGGCAUGAAGGUGCGCGCAUGGCACGGCAUGAAGGUGCGCGCAUGGCACGGCAUGAAGGUGCGCGCAUGGCACGGCAUGAAGGUGCGCGCAUGGCACGGCAUGAAGGUGCGCGCAUGGCACGGCAUGAAGGUGCGCGCAUGGCACGGCAUGAAGGUGCGCGCAUGGCACGGCAUGAAGGUGCGCGCAUGGCACGGCAUGAAGGUGCGCGCAUGGCACGGCAUGAAGGUGCGCGCAUGGCAGCGGCAUGAAGGUGCGCCGCUAUGGCACGGCAUGAAGGGGCGCGUCAUGCACGGCAUGAAGGUUGCGCGCAUGGCACGGCAUGAAGGUGCGCGCAUGGCACGGCAUGAAGGUGCGCGCAUGGCACGGCAUGAAGGUGCGCGCAUGGCACGGCAUGAAGGUGCGCGCAUGGCACGGCAUGAAGGUGCGCGCAUGGCACGGCAUGAAGGCUUGCGCGCAUGGCACGGCAUGAAGGUGCGCGCAUGGCACGGCAUGAAGGUGCGCGCAUGGCACGGCAUGAAGGUGCGCGCAUGGCACGGCAUGAAGGUGCGCGCAUGGCACGGCAUGAAGGUGCGCGCAUGGCACGGCAUGAAGGUGCGCGCAUGGCACGGCAUGAAGGUGCGCGCAUGGCACGGCAUGAAGGUGCGCGCAUGGCACGGCAUGAAGGUGCGCGCAUGGCACGGCAUGAAGGUGCGCGCAUGGCACGGCAUGAAGGUGCGCGCAUGGCACGGCAUGAAGGUGCGCGCAUGGCACGGCAUGAAGGUGCGCGCAUGGCACGGCAUGAAGGUGCGCGCAUGGCACGGCAUGAAGGUGCGCGCAUGGCACGGCAUGAAGGUGCGCGCAUGGCACGGCAUGAAGGUGCGCGCAUGGCACGGCAUGAAGGUGCGCGCAUGGCACGGCAUGAAGGUGCGCGCAUGGCACGGCAUGAAGGUGCGCGCAUGGCACGGCAUGAAGGUGCGCGCAUGGCACGGCAUGAAGGUGCGCGCAUGGCACGGCAUGAAGGUGCGCGCAUGGCACGGCAUGAAGGUGCGCGCAUGGCACGGCAUGAAGGUGCGCGCAUGGCACGGCAUGAAGGUGCGCGCAUGGCACGGCAUGAAGGUGCGCGCAUGGCACGGCAUGAAGGUGCGCGCAUGGCACGGCAUGAAGGUGCGCGCAUGGCACGGCAUGAAGGUGCGCGCAUGGCACGGCAUGAAGGUGCGCGCAUGGCACGGCAUGAAGGUGCGCGCAUGGCACGGCAUGAAGGUGCGCGCAUGGCACGGCAUGAAGGUGCGCGCAUGGCACGGCAUGAAGGUGCGCGCAUGGCACGGCAUGAAGGUGCGCGCAUGGCACGGCAUGAAGGUGCGCGCAUGGCACGGCAUGAAGGUGCGCGCAUGGCACGGCAUGAAGGUGCGCGCAUGGCACGGCAUGAAGGUGCGCGCAUGGCACGGCAUGAAGGUGCGCGCAUGGCACGGCAUGAAGGUGCGCGCAUGGCACGGCAUGAAGGUGCGCGCAUGGCACGGCAUGAAGGUGCGCGCAUGGCACGGCAUGAAGGUGCGCGCAUGGCACGGCAUGAAGGUGCGCGCAUGGCACGGCAUGAAGGUGCGCGCAUGGCACGGCAUGAAGGUGCGCGCAUGGCACGGCAUGAAGGUGCGCGCAUGGCACGGCAUGAAGGUGCGCGCAUGGCACGGCAUGAAGGUGCGCGCAUGGCACGGCAUGAAGGUGCGCGCAUGGCACGGCAUGAAGGUGCGCGCAUGGCACGGCAUGAAGGUGCGCGCAUGGCACGGCAUGAAGGUGCGCGCAUGGCACGGCAUGAAGGUGCGCGCAUGGCACGGCAUGAAGGUGCGCGCAUGGCACGGCAUGAAGGUGCGCGCAUGGCACGGCAUGAAGGUGCGCGCAUGGCACGGCAUGAAGGUGCGCGCAUGGCACGGCAUGAAGGUGCGCGCAUGGCACGGCAUGAAGGUGCGCGCAUGGCACGGCAUGAAGGUGCGCGCAUGGCACGGCAUGAAGGUGCGCGCAUGGCACGGCAUGAAGGUGCGCGCAUGGCACGGCAUGAAGGUGCGCGCAUGGCACGGCAUGAAGGUGCGCGCAUGGCACGGCAUGAAGGUGCGCGCAUGGCACGGCAUGAAGGUGCGCGCAUGGCACGGCAUGAAGGUGCGCGCAUGGCACGGCAUGAAGGUGCGCGCAUGGCACGGCAUGAAGGUGCGCGCCAUGGCACGGCAUGAAGGGGGAUUCAAUUCUGCUUGUCACACCAUGUUUGACCACUCACGCUACCUUUUCAACCCCUCUCCCCUCACCCUCACCCGCCAUGCGUGGCACCAGCUGCACGACAAGCUAGCAGCAUACGCGUCUGACGCAGAGAAGGAGAAGCUGCUGGCGCGGCUGCAGGAGACGGAGGACUGGCUGUAUGAGGACGGCGAGAGCGAGAGCAAGGGCGUGUACACCACGCGCCUGGAGGAGCUCAAGCGCCUCGGCGACCCCAUUGAGGCGCGCCUCCGGGAGGAAGAGACGCGCCCCGCCGCCCUGCAGUCACUGCAGUACUGCAUCGGAAGCUUCCGGGAGGCUGCGCUGUCCACGGAUGCGAUGUACGCGCACAUCGACCCGAAGGAGAAGGCUCAGGUGGUGGAGGAGUGCAACAAGGCGGAGAUGUGGCUGAGGGACAUGCUCUUCCAGCAGCAGAAGCUGAGCAAGAAGGACACCCCCGUGCUGCUCGCUGCCGACCUACGGAAGAAGGCAGAGACCCUCGACAGGUUCUGCAAGCCUAUUAUGACCAAACCCAAACCAGCUCCCAAGCCUGCUUCCGAGCCCAAGCCCGAGCCUGCUCCCGAGGCUCCUAAGGCAGGUGGUGAGCCGAUGGAGACGGAGGGGGCUGCAGGAGAGGGUGCCGCAGCGGCAGGUGGCGAGGCGGCAGCUGGAGAUGCUAAACCUGCUGAGGGCGAGGCCAUGCAAACAGAGUAG
Messenger RNA from Closterium sp. Naga37s-1, 4395 nucleotides. Lineage: Eukaryota; Viridiplantae; Streptophyta; Zygnematophyceae; Desmidiales; Closteriaceae. The record is from the annotation of a GenBank genome assembly.